AUGCCUAGCCAAAGAUGGGAAUCAGUGAUUGCAAACUUGGUGCAGCUCCAGGCCCCAAAGGUCCUGCUACUUAUGUGGACGACCAAUAUCGAUUUGAGGAUGCGGGUCGAGCUGUUGGAACUGUUUGCCGGUGAAGCAAAGGUGAGCCAAGCCUUCCGUGAGGCAGGCAUACCCUAUGUGUCGGCCUACACCAAGAACUUUGGCAAGAAGCUCUUGAGCCUCUGGGAAGAGGAGAAGGUAGCUUCGACGCCUCGGUUGUGCUUGAGGCAGAAGCUGCACAUCUCUGAGCAAGCCACAGACAAGGAGCUCUUCCGUGGUUUGGAGUUAGGGGACACGUGGGCCGAAGCAGAGAUGGUUCAGGUGUGGUCGUACUUGUACAAUAACAAACGUCUGCAUAUCCCUGACUGUUGGCUAUGCACAAUGGAUGCAUUCAAUGAUGAGCUGAGAGCGACGGUGUCUUGCAUCAAUGAGUCUGAGAAUGUCUGA
Symbiodinium sp. CCMP2456 is the source of this 486-nucleotide messenger RNA. The record is from the annotation of a GenBank genome assembly. Lineage: Eukaryota; Dinophyceae; Suessiales; Symbiodiniaceae.